GGGUCGAGGAGUAUGCAAUGUACUGGUUCAUGUGGGUAUUAGGCUUCUUUCCCGGGUGGAUGACCGGCCCGGUGCAAGCCGAGUACAAUUACAAUAUUGCGGAGGAUGUCAAGCGGCGAUUGCGAUAGUAGACUGUUAUCUUAUUGAUAUCUGCUGUAUUCUAUAUUUUAGUUGUAUUCGAUGAUUUGUACGUUACGGCUGAUAUGUGCAGAGUACUUGGUACUUAUUGCAACUGUGGCGGUGCAUAUACUACAAGCGGACAUCCACCUACUAUUGCAUUUGCGGUUUCAAUCAGUAUAGACAUAUCAUUUCCAGCUAGCGAAUACAUCACAUGUAUUCCAUGCACCCUCUGCUAUGAGAAUUAUAAAUUUUCUCAUGGAGCCAUCGCGUCCUUCAUUAUCCUACGGAGUACAACUCACAACCAUCAGAAAGCUACACAGAACCUUCCAACAAUCGCCAAACCUACGUACGCUAUGGUGUGAAUUCCCUGAUGAUAUUGAUACAUCAGAGUCCCUU
Messenger RNA from Aspergillus ruber CBS 135680, 516 nucleotides. RefSeq lists its product as uncharacterized. The coding region runs from base 204 to 482 and encodes 92 amino acids. The transcript has 2 exons. The record is from RefSeq and is a predicted model, not a curated record. NCBI's taxonomy places the organism in Eukaryota, Fungi, Ascomycota, Eurotiomycetes, Eurotiales, Aspergillaceae.